This is a messenger RNA of Staurois parvus, 240 nucleotides long. Lineage: Eukaryota; Metazoa; Chordata; Amphibia; Anura; Ranidae. The record is from the annotation of a GenBank genome assembly.
CUGGCAGCACUGGUGGGUGGCACUGGUGGGUGGGCACAGGUGUGUGACACUGCAGAGUGGCACAGGUGGGUGCACUGCUGGGCACAGGUGGGCGGAGCUUGCGGGUGGCACUGCUGGGCACCGAUCAUCAGGGCACUGAUCAUCAGUGCCGAUCCCCGCUCUGACAACUGCCGGUUCUCGGCAGUACUUUCCUCACGAUCUGACAGCGUGAGGAAAGUGCAGCCGAGAACCAGCACUUGC